AUGAAGAAUUUGCAAAUAAUAGCGGUAAUUCUUUCAGUGUGUGCAUGCACAGAUUUGCCGAAAAUGAGGGAUUCAGGGUAUAGCAGCAGUAUAGACCAGGUGCGGAUAUCCCCAACCGGCUCCGUAAGUUCGGAUAUUUUUUCUUUAUACACGCCGCCUGAGAAUAUAAGAGAAGAGUUUCAGAUGAAGGAGGCUGUUAUGUUCAAAAGAGACAGUUUUCUAGGUGAAAAAAACAAACUGCCGCUGAAGGACAUUCAAAAAGACACGGAUGUCUUUUUGCUGGGUCUCUAUCUGUUCUACGAUGAGGACAAGCCAAUCGAAAGCCUAACAACAAGCAUAUUUAUCAAAAACUGCAAGGCUCUUGGAAUCUUCAACGAAAAACAAAUCAGUUACAUUUUGACAAGGCUAGCGCACAUUCAUGCAAAGUAUCUGAUGAACUUGAAGAAGUGCCAGAAAAGCACUAUCGUGCAAAUAAUACAGGCAGUUGAACUUGGGACUAAGCUAAACCUAGGAAAGAAGCGCAUGGUGUGGGGAGGAAUAGAUGAAGGAUUCGAGAAAAUCAAGAGAUACAUGAAAGUGGAUGUGCUUCCUAUGCAGAAUGAUCUGAAAGCCCAUAUUGUGCGCAUAAAAAAUGCAGGGAAACCCGCUAUCGACGCGUUGUGCCAAAACAGAUGGCCCAAACUAGGCUUCAUCCUAAAGGCUGUGGAGGAUGAGACAAAGAAAAUGAAGAAAUCUGAGCUUUUCGCGCAUAAUGUUAACAAAAAAAUGCACCUGUCUAUAAUAUACAAGUACAUGCUGCUCAAGAAAACAAUAACAGCUGAAAUAUGGUGCAAUAAAACAGAGCCAAGCGCCUUUCUGAAAAAAAUACUGACCGAAGAGGGAAUUAAGUUGGACGGCGACAUAUACAAAAAAAUACAGCCUGAAAAUCCACAAACCGUAGCCAAUGCCGUAAAGAAGAUCUUUAUAUGCAGGCACAUCAAAAAAGCCAACACAGAGCCUCCAAAGGAUGCGAUGGAAAAUCUGCUGAAAGCUGCUUCAAGCUUAAGCAGCUUAAGCAGCACACUGGAGGUUUGUAAUGUGCUGGUUGACGCGCUGGCCUACAGCUUUAUUCAGGACUUUGCCACAGACACUUGCCAGAUCCCAUCCAUGAAAAGGUUUAGCACCUAUCUUAUGAAUAGCUACAACGGCAUGAUGGCUGUCAUUGAUGCACACAAAAUUCUGCUUUCGAUUUCCGACAUGCAUGGAACGGGCUCAAAGUCGGAAGUCUCUCUGUCUGCCUGCUAUAAAAAAUCCAACAGCCAUAAAGCCCUUCCAAAGUGGCUGCAUAAAAUAGUGAAGAGUCUAGGGGCUUCCUGCAAAUUGCACAUACAUGCUAGUAUGCAAGAGCCUCAUGUAGAGAUAACGAAUGUGUUUUCGGAGAUAACUCAGGUGGAGCUUCUUAGUGCUCCGGUUCCCUUGGAGCUCAAAUACAUGAAAAUACUUUCUAUUGCGCUAAAGCCGAAUUGCAACUAUAUUAUACUUGGAGUGAACUUGCAUAGAAACUAUAUGCAAGACUGCCCGAGACAAGAAAAAUCUGUUCCGCUGCACGUUCUUCUCUUCUACAGAGCCCUCACACUUUUCUAUUUGGACAACGUGGUAAACGAGCAGGCGUUCAGCGAAAUUACCUACUAUGCGCUGCAGGUCAUGUCCAACAACACAAAAGAGCAGAAAAUGUUCAAAGACUUCAUUCUAUCGUAG
This is a messenger RNA of Nematocida major, 1737 nucleotides long. RefSeq lists its product as uncharacterized. The transcript has a single exon. The record is from RefSeq and is a predicted model, not a curated record. The coding region runs from base 1 to 1737 and encodes 578 amino acids. NCBI's taxonomy places the organism in Eukaryota, Fungi, Microsporidia.